Varroa destructor (honeybee mite) is the source of this 13264-nucleotide messenger RNA. Its product is annotated as poly [ADP-ribose] polymerase tankyrase-like. The record is from RefSeq and is a predicted model, not a curated record. Gene Ontology annotation, molecular function: protein binding; NAD+ poly-ADP-ribosyltransferase activity. Lineage: Eukaryota; Metazoa; Arthropoda; Arachnida; Mesostigmata; Varroidae.
CAGCAGCGGCAACGGCGGCGGCUCUCUGUCGGUCGGCUUGGCUCCGCUUGUCACUAUCGACAACAGUCAACACCAACAAUCGCUGCUGCGGCGGUACCAACAACGGCGGCGGCGGUUGUUGGAGCACCUUUUGAGAGCUGGAUUCGGGCUGGCGGCAGACAUCCAGAGCCCAAUUGGACCGAGCAGUGCGACGAGACCAGUGGAGACCCCUUUGUCGUCGUGCUGUGUCGACCAUUGCUGGCAACCAAGCCGUAUCGAUACAUGGACCGAUAUAAACGAAGAGAGAGCGGCCGCAGCAUCACGCACAACAGCUUCAACUAGAGAUAGACAUCGACUUUGGGGCAGAAUCACGCGUACGGAUAUACACGAUUUGGGUUUUGCUGGUGCGGUGUGCCGUGUGCGAGCGGCGCUGUGUUAUGCAGCCUGAAGACAACGACUGAGUGAGCAGGACAAGCGGUCCCAGCCAAGCAAACAAGCUUGCCUCAGCGGGUAGGUGGUGAUAAGGAGUGCACCUCGGAAGCGAGUCGUAAGCUGGUACCACUGCUAACACCGGCUACGACCGCUGAACCGAUGUGUGCUCCAGGUUCGGCGAACGACAGUGCUGCUGUUGAAAUAGUGGUUGGAAGGCACACGAACCAGCUGUAGGGUUAUCAUCGUACGGCAGCUGCUGCGCAAUGAAGUAAUACUACCGUUAUACUGAUACAACGACUAAAUGUGAGUAGUUGCUGCCACCGUGAGCGCCCACGGCUGUGCGGGAGGAAAAAGCUCUCGAACAAACAGCUGCUCCGAAGCAACGGACUGUUCGAUGAGGACUGACAGUAAAACGCCGUCAAGCAACGGAAACUAAAAACGGGAAAACAGACAAACUUGAGACUGCCGGUGCACGUUGUUAUGACGGCAAUAGAUUUGUAAUCUUUUGUGCGAGAGUAAUUUCUGGAAAUAGCGUUGCUUUGCGUGUUCGUGUGUGUACGGUCUGUGUAAGUGUCGAUCUGCACGGGGAAUCCUCAUCGUCGCCGCUGGGGUCGCUUCUCUAGUCAGACACUUAUGUAGCCGACACUCCGUAAUCAGACUCUGCAGACAUACAAAGGAACUCCUCUAAUUGCUAUUAUAUAAUACUAUAUCCUCUUAUACAAUAGAAGAAGGCGGCUGGUCAACUGUAGUUGUCGCACACGCGUACCGCAUAGACGCCACACUGCAGAGCCCGACACCCCUCUUUCCGUCGCUGUAAGUUUAAUUGAGAUUUUUGCGUUUUGUCUGCCUGAUUUGCCCGGCAUCUUGUUGGUGUUUUUUAUAUCUGAAUUUUGGCCGCCACCUGCCAGAGCAUAACGACAACAUCAUCAAUAAUAACAACGACACUAUUCUAUUAAAGCUAGCGCCGGCAACAGAGGACCCCUUGAGCCUGCAGCGGGAACUGCGUGAGUCAACUCGGCUUUUGCAUCGGAGACAACAAGCUAAUGAGCGGCACAUGAACGAAACGCUAGCAAACGUAACGACCCGAACGGUCUGAUACGUUGGAUUGUAAAUACGCACGGUGGGUUGCUAGCGGCUGCGGCGCUCAGGCAUCGAAGUCUCGGAGAAAUCGGCAAUACUUCUAAUCGUAGCUAGUCAUAAUGUUCGAUCGCUGGAAACAGAUCGAAGCACUGUACAUGAAUUAGCUACGUGGAGGUAUCAGAGAAAUAAAAAAAAAAGUGGAUUGUACCAGAGUGGCAUUUAUGUGAAUAAGGUGUCAACUUCGACGCGUGGUUCCAGUGGCCCUAACGAUUAUUCCUAUGCCCUUUGGCAAUUCAGAUAAAGCCAAAAGGUGUACCUCGCUAACUAAAUAAAACGUCGGUGUGAGCAAUGAUAAUUGCAGCGAUGUUGACCGCAAACGCAACUCCGGCCAUGUCGAGUAGUGAGGACUGUCAAUCUCUACUGUUCUCUGUGCGGUGUUAGACCAGGACCGGGUUUAGCAACAUUAGUCAACAUGUUUUAUGAUACAAACUCGCUCCUCAGAAUUACUAACAAGCUUGCAUCGAGCAUCCGAAUUCGGGUCAGCGAACAACCCCAUCUCCGAUCAACCAAUCAAUCACACAGCUUUUAAAAAUAUGAGGGGGAUUUAAAUCCGGCAGCUGGCGAGCAGAGCAGAGCGAUAGAUCGCAGCGUGUAGUUAUGCCAAAAACAAAAGCGUCCCGCCGAAGAAAGGGCCCAGUGCAGAAAAAGCCGAGUUCUACACAACCGCACAUUGAUUCUCUCUAAAAAUCAUCAUCAUCAUCGUAUCCAUCACACUUUUGUGUCUGUGUUUUACUGCGGACCUCUACAGAAAAGGUCAGCCGCUUGCGUUUAAAGUCAGCGGCUUAUUGUCGUUGUCUAAGUCGAAUCUCAACUCGAAAAGCAAUGCCCAACACUUCUGUUAUUCCGCUAGAGUAAAUAUGCGUGCUUCGUGAAGCCAAUGAGAACAUCUCUAUAUGAUGCUCGAAAGCCGCUGUCUGCCAGCUAAAUCUGUGGCGUGGCGUGCUUCUCGCUAUCCAUCGACCCGUGGCGCUAUAUGCGUGAACUAGGGGUGGAUACAUACAUCUAGCCAUACAUCGAGGUACAGAGGCCGUCCUAACAAAUAAUUACGGCUCCGAGAACUAGCCACUCUGACUACCAUGGAGACUACCAGCGGCAAUAGUAUUGUCAGUCAACAGUCAGGCACAGCUGUGGGUGCCGGUAUCAGUGUAAUGGGCACCAAACAGCAGACGCAGCAGCAUAACAGCCAAAUUGAGGCUUUUCUCUCGUCCACUAGCGGCAGCAGCGUGAAAAAACUCAAUAACGGGACAACUGCUACAACAACGGCGACAUCCUUGUCUAUAGCUAUCACCUCCAAAACAAAUAACAGCACCGGCAGUUUGUCUAGAACUGGACCAACUGGUGGAGACGCGGGCAGUAAAGAGAAGGCUUUCGGCAGAGAAAUGGGCAAAGCAGCUCUUAACAACUGCAAUAGUGUCGUAGCGAGUCAUAGCUCUGUGAGCCUUGCCCAGGACAGCAAAGAUACUGGCGGAGAAAAUGGCAACACCAAACGAGGUAGUCAAAAAGAACAGGUGUUAUUUUCACAAAAUUCAUCAGUGGUGACACCAGGGACAACACCUGCCCCUGCAACAGCGGCAAAUGCACCCCAGCCGAAUGGCCAGACAGCGGCCGAGGUAGCAGUCUCCAAACGUGGACGCAAAUCGAAGAUCACCUCAGACACGCCAGUAAAUCCGCCUGUGGAAGACGGUGGACCGACGUUAGGCAAAAGAACGCGCACAACAACGCAACCUUUUCAGAGCGCCAUGGUGGACCAAAUUCAGCAGGUGGUGGCUGUAAGCGCACGGGAGAAGCAACAGACAGCGAUGGAAGACAAGGUGGUAUUGUAUGACAAAGGCGAGUAUUUAGCCGUGCGCAGCGAUUCCCCUGAGGACUUCUUCCUGUGCAAAGCUCUCCAGAACGUUUACAGGUCAUCCAAGCGAAUACGGAUCUUCUGGCUAAACAAUGAGAGUCAAAAGUCGACGAGCUUAUAUCGACUAGACUUUCCUGACACCAUCGAAAGGGAAACCAUCCUGACCAACGUCCAAAUGCGAAAGGCGGGAGCUUGCAUGCAGCUGCUUGAUAACGAGCGCAGACGAGCACUGAAUAUUCUUGAAAGAGCUAUUCGGGUCGAGAAAGGUGAACUUCUCCCCGACCUCAAGGAUCCAAGUACAACCAGUGAACUUGGUCUGGACGUGAGUCUAAUUAAGGCCAAUGAAUCAAGUACGGAUGACGAAUCAGCACCUUUAGCUAAUGCCAGACCAACAGCAAGAAGAAAGGCUCCAAACUCAGAGAGUAAAAUCACACCAUUGACUAAGGUCGCUACUGAGACCAAGCCUAUAGCCAACCAGACAAAACAGUCCAGGGCUGCGGGUAGACCAUCGAAGUCGGCUUCCCCCGACAAAGCGGCACUAAAGGCUACCCCGAAAAGUACAAAGACUUCCCCGGCAGCACCUGUCGCCCGUGAAGAGAAGACCCCUGAUGGCAAGGCUUCCCUACCAAAAGUGUCUAAAGCUGAAGGAGCAGUUAAGGGGCAUGGAAGCACUACGCAGGCUGCAGCAGGAAAGAAGCGUGGUCGUAAACCUGGAAAACGAACUCAGCGAACCCAUUUUGGCGGUUGGGGCGGUGCGGGUCCGACCAGUGAAUCAGACUUCGAUGACACUUUUGAAGACGAACUUUUAACAAGUUACAUUGAAAUGUCUGCGGCAGCAGCGACAAAGCAAGCCAAAGAACGGGAACGCCCCCUUGAACCUGGUAUGGUUUUUAGAAAAGGAGAUUUCCUAGCUGUGCGUAACGAUUUUUGUGGCUUCUAUCUGUGCAAGGCUCAAUCAAAUAUCUAUGUAACAUCAGAAAAUAUCAAGAUUCAGUGGCUGAACGCUGAAGCGGGCAAUCCAAAUGUGUACGUGCUCGACUAUUCGGACACCAUCCAGAAAGCCACGAUUUUAACUAAGGUGGAAAUGACUCGCAGAGGCCGAGGUCGACUUUCUCUGAGUGACGAGGAGCGACGGCGAGCCCAGGACCUCCUAAGCGAAGCCUUGAGACUCGAGCGUCAGCAGCAGAAGCUACAAGGAAAGCUCGGUUCGUCUGAAGACACCGACAAUGAAACUGGAGACACCAAACCCCAAGAGGCGGAAGGACGACCAAGAAGGUUGCCGGCAACUAACACUGUAGCUUCAAAAGAUGGCGCCCCAUUGAAUAGGACUAACAACAACAAUGUCCCAGAUACCGGUGUAGCAGGACAACAGGAGACUGAGGUCUCCGAUGGAACCGUUGAUGCCAAGGCGGAAACUCAACACAAACACGAAGGUCGCAAGAGAAAAAGUCACCGAGAUAAGGAAUCUACUGGUAGCGGUUGCAAAAGGGAACGUCGCGAGGGUGCUCUUGGCGCAGGCGGAGUUCGAUUAACGAUCAAACGGGCGAAGGACCCAGCCAGUCAUAUUAGCGCCGUAGUAGCUCAGCAUAUAAUAAAUCCGAAUAUACCUGAAAUGACCAAAGACCCCCUCUGGGAUGGGCCGGAAUCCCUGACGCCAGCAGAAGCCGAAGCUCUUGGAAGCCUUUGGUCGACGGACUGUCAAGGCCCGGUAUCACCGUCGGCUGAUUCUUCUACCCGCUUGGCCGGCGCAGUCCUUCGGGGAGACCACGUCACGUUAAAGAGUCUACUUGUAGCUCAUUUAGGAAAAGUACACAAUUCAUUUGCUUGGCAAAGUGCUCAUGUACGACGAACAGCUUUAGAUCACGCCAUACUAAAGGGGGACAUUAUCGCAUUACGAUUACUUCUACCGAAACAAGAUGAUCAUGAAUUGACCGUUAAGUCGCCGAUCUGCUCAUUCAGACGUGAAACGAACCUUCUUCGAGUGAACAAAGAGGGGGACACCAAAGGUGGUAACACGAAAGAAGAUCGAAAAGAAAGCAAACGUGAGGGAAAUGCUGCUCUCCUUAAGGAUACCGAAGUUCCUCGACUUAUUCGGGCACAGGCUAUCGCCCAUGCAAAACAACUUGCUUUACAGAGAGGCGUGCCAGUCGAUGUUUUGGAGGAACUACUUUUAUACGAAUCGCCAGGUGGGCUUUGCGAAAACGACGCCCUUGAGGCGCUGGAAAACGGAAAUAGUGAAUUAGCUGUUGCUAUUGUCUCGCGCCUUCAGCUGCCAUCAGCUAGCACUGAAACCCCGACGAAUUUGCCAACGAUAGUAUCACCCUUGAUCGGGCGACUAUUAGGAAUCGCCGUGCCCAACGGUGCCCGUCAAACAUCGAUCGACUACUCAACUAACGGCAGCAGUGUUUCUGAUACUUUGAGACUGAGUGACCUCCUCGAGACACCUCUUGGUCCGCACGGCGCAUCGGCGUUCCAACUGUUAAUGGCAGGUGGUCGAGCAUGUCUUGUAGCCAUCUGCGAUUUAUUGUACGGGCCACGGUCGAAAGCAGCUGAGAAAGUAAUUCGGGAAGCAAUGGCACAACGGGAUGCCCGAGGUCGACUGCCUGCUCAUUAUGCUGCGGCGGCACGAAACUCUGCAUCGUUAGAAUGGCUUAUCAGCCGAGGAGCGAAUGUCACCGAGGUGGAUUAUGACGGUAACAGCCCUCUGCACGUGGCUGCCGUGCUGGGACGCGUUGAGUGUCUGCAAUUGUUAAUAUCUCUCCGACUGCGGGAAGGUUCAUCGCAUUCACAUCUGGAUGACACUAAUCGAAGGGGCCAAAGUGCCCUGCAUGCAGCCAUCGAAGCCGAACAGAUAGCCAGUAUACAGCGUCUUUUAACGUUCGGGGCGGAUGCCAACAAACCUCUUGGCUCCCACUCCGAUAAAGUAACGCCGCUGAUGCUGGCAGCCCAACGUGGACACAGGCUCGAAAUGCUCAGGGCGGUCCUUGAGAGAACGGACGGUAUCGAUGUUCAGGAUAAACGGGGGCGAUCAGCUCUCGUACAUGCGGCUAUGAACGGACACAGCGCUGCUGCGUGCUUCCUGCUGCGAAGAGGGGCCAACGCAGCCUUGACAGACGGCAGUGGCAAUUCGGCGCUGCAUUACGCAGCGGCUUAUGGGCAUCUUCAUGUUGUCAAACUACUGGUUGAGCUGGCCAACCUAAGUCCGGCCCAAGUGAACGACGCCAAGAUGUGUUCGUUAGAGGUGGCCUUUCGAAAAGGGCACAUCGGUAUUGUCAGGUACAUGCUGGACUUAGGUUGCUUUGCUCGUGGGCUGGGAGGUGGGGGUGGUUUGGCCGAACGUCUAUUAAGUGCCUGCGUCACUCUACCAGACUUACUCGAACCGACGAUGGUAGAUCGAUUCGAGAUGCUGCUUCGAUCUAUCCCAUCGCUCACGACUAAACCACUGGAUAAAGCUAAUAACAACAACCUUCUUCAUUUACUCGUCCUUAUGCAACGUCGCGUUAUAACUCAACAGGUCAACCGUACAGAAUCGGUUGUGAGGGAGCACCGCCUAUGUUUGUCUCAGGUUAUGGAUCUGAUACUCAAUUCCGAUCUGGAUUUAGCAAAGAAAGCAGUAGCAGCGACGAAUACCGAAGGUGAGACACCCGUAUCCUUGGCGCUUAGCUAUGGAUGUUUGGAAAUCGCAGCUCGACUUGGUCGCUCGGCACCCGCAAUGCUCAAAGCUGCCCUCAAAAACGAGUGCGCCCUUCGAAGGAUAGCGAUGCACUGUGCAACGUUCGAUAUCAGCACCGAGCUGUUAGUAGGCCUCGAAGACGAGGACAUUGGGGAACUUCGGACGCUUGCGCAGACCCUCGCAGCUCAGAAGGGCGUCAACUUGCUAUGCGUUGCGGUCACGACCAUUGAUGCAGCGAUUGAGGAUUGCGGCGGGGACGAUGAACCCGAAGCCGCACUUCGAGUUUUCAACGCUUGCCAUUUCUUGCGGUGGUUGCUCUGUCAUCUCGGUAUGGAAGCGACGGGUCCAGUGUUGCACGCCGCCGUUCGAUGCCGAUCACCUCAGCCGCUGCAAACAAUUCUCGAGUCCUCAAAGUCAGUUCCAUCACUUCAUGCUAACAUCGAACAUCGCCAACAGGGAUUGACACCGCUACAGGAGGCGGUCUUGCAAGGAAAGACCCGAGCCGCACUCCUCCUCGUGGCGCACGGAGCUCGCACUGACCUUAUGAUGCCCCCGUGUGUCGUUCAGCAAACAGCAGAUGAGGGUUCACAAUCUGCGUUGCCCCUUUUGCUAUUCUGCUGUCUACCUGGCCAAGUGCAAGAUAAAGCGUUUCAAGGAGAACUAAUCAGGAAGAUUGCCGAGCAGAAAACACGAGAUUUGACAGCAAUCCAUCCCGUAUCAGGCGACUGCGCUCUACAUUACGUUGUGCAGAAACGUCACUGGGACCCGGAUGAUCUCUGCCGGACAGUUGAUACCCUAUUACGCUGUGGACUGGCUGCCCUGGCGACUAACGUUUUGAAGCAGACGCCAUUACAUUUAGCGGCAGCCAGUAAUACUACAGGAGACUCGCGAAUUGAAACAGCACUUGUGAACGCUGGCGCUGCUAUUGAUGUUCUAGAUAUGGAGAGGAGAUUACCGCUACAUUACCUUUUUUUGGGUCCAGCUGGUCGCAAAGAUCCUAUUGAGCUUUGCCGUUUACUCGUGCCAUCAAAGACUUCACGUCACAUCGAUGCCACAGAUGCGCCGGAAAACGCCACCGCAUUACAUUACGCUGCCCAGGCGGGUGCUGCCCUUUGUUGCCGAUUUUUGCUACUACGAAAUGCCAAUAUCGAACUCCGCAACAAGCAGGGAAAUAGCGCACCAGGCUUGGCAGUACUACGACGUCAUGCGGGAGCGACUUUAGCCCUAAUUGAAAAGGGCCACUGGUACUCUGACGAGAUCCUUCUUGAGCCUAAUCAGACCUGCUCUCCAUCAGCUGAGAGAUUAGUUUGGCGGUACGUUUGCCCAAAGAAGGUGUUGCCCCAGAGAAAAUCGUUGUUGCAAUGUGUAUUUGAGAUAGCCAAAAGUUUUCGCGAUUCCAAAGUGAGAACAGCAGGGGAUGCAAACAAUAAAUGCACUGCGACGAGGACCAAUGGACAAAAUGGAGAAGAUCGGGGUACAGGUCUUGCUCCUAUUAAGGCCAGAUACGAAGUGGAUAACGCCAGUGCUGCAGCAGUGAUUGCAAAUUCUGCAACCAAUCCUGCGACUUCUGUGUCAUUGUCAACUUCGGCAGGAAGUGGUAGUUCUGGGGAAGAUUCUCUCGAAGUUGUGUGGGGGUCGUUGAUUUCAGGAAUUCUUAUUGAACAGUUGGAACAUAAAAGUCAUCCAAUGACGCUGGCUGUUGACGCCGCUGUUCGAGCUCAAGAUUAUCCACGAGCCCUUAAAUUAUUGGGAAGAGUGAAACACGGGUGGACGCUGACGUCCCAGAAGCAGACUGUUUUGCAUCUAUUGGCCCAACAACCCUAUGGCGAAGGUCAACUUCAGCUGGCCCAAGCGCUACUCGAUCGUGACGUGAUUCUACAGCAAACUGACGAGCAUGGCUGUACUGCGCUCACCUAUGCAAAUAUUAACUGGAAUCACAGGCUGGCGGAGUUCCUCGUGGCGAAAAUGGGCAUUCAGGCAGUUGCAGACCUUUCUGCUGAUCUCUCAAUUCGAACACCGCUAUCAGCAAUCUUCUGGAACCUUGAACGACAGCCACUCCCCCCCGAAAUGGCUCAAUUAGCUCUUAGACUAAUCAGAGCCGGAGCGAAAAUCGAUGUGCUUAGCCGAUACCCAAUACGUAAUCUCGAGUUUCCCGGUACAGUCUGUGUAUCAGAAAGUCUCCUGCAUGUAGAAAAUCCUAUGGCGUGCCGCAUCUCACCUUUAAUACUUGCUGUUUGUAAAAAGAACUACGCCACUGCUGGAUUUCUUCUCAGAGAAGGGGGGGCCGAUCCUAACUUCAAUGACGGCCAAAAGCGCACGCCAUUAAUGUAUGCCAUUAAACUGAACGAUAUCGCAAUGGCUAAACUUCUUCUAAACUACAAAAGCAUCGAUGAGGGCUUGAAAGGCCAACACCUCGUGGCCACUAAAAACCCUCAGACUUUUUCGGAUUCGAACAACGUGAAAAUUCAACAGCGCACAGAAAUGACAGCAAUUAAACAAGAAAAAAAAACAGAAUCAACCGAAGACCACGAUGACCAGAAACUGACCAAAAAACCCUCUUCUUUAGCAGGAACUGAAGGUGAAGGUUUUGUGAUGACGUCACAAAUUAACCUUGCUCACCAGGACUUUUUCGGGUGGACGGUUAUACAUCAUGCGGUAGCUCCUCUUCCCGAUGUGACGUAUGUGUGCACAGAUAUGGUCCGAUUACUUGCACACGUUGGAGCACCUCUGGGAGCUCCCGUCGACACUCAAAACACCCAAAAGACGUUCCCUCUUCAUCUCAGUGCGGGGCGAGGCGUCGAGAGCAUAACCGUCGUUCUUCAAGAACUUUUAGGAAGUAACGGCAAGGUUACAGAGCCCCCAACUAAAAUAAUGUUUCGCGAGCCAGCUGCAAUUGCCGAUGACGGAUUAUUGGAUUCAUUACCAGUUCGGGAUUUCCGAAAAGAUGCGAAGUCACAGAGAAUACGUGCCAACGGCCUGGAACAGCUAGGAGCUAAUGGAGUGGGGGGCCUAGGUGGAUUAGACAGCACGGGCAGAGUGGAUCCGCUGGCGCCAUUAGACCCUCACGAAUGGGAAGUGAUGAGAGACUCGGCAACUCCGGGUCAACUACAACCAGCCUAUGAUGUACUUUUAACAAAACUCGACUCUCACCCUUUGGUGUACUCCUUCUGUAAAUUGCAAGUGGCAGCCUCGCUGGAUUGUACACGCUUUACUUUAAUCGAGAGGUCAGGUCGCGUGGGCGAUUCUGGUGUGGCGCAGGUGACGCCAAUGGGCGGUAGCCGAGUUGAUGCAGCCCGUGAAUUUUGUCGUCGUUUCCGUGAGCGUACCGGCGCAAACUUUGAAGAAGCCCAUACACUUCGUCCAAUACCCGGUAAAUUCCGUCCGGUCUUACUGCGAAGCCGAGAGUCCGGCGACAAUAAACAGGAGUUUCGAGAAGGGGGCGAUCGUCUUGACAUUGACGGAAGAACCGGCAUUCUCGAUGCAGUCACCAAAGCUCUACCGAGCAAGCUUGCCACACCUCUUCAGGCCCUACUCAAAAGCAUCAUUAAAGGCUGUGAAAUGGCACCGGGAGUACCUUGCUCUGAGGACGGACUCAAGGAAGCGCUGUCCUUGCUAGAAGAAAUGCGCCAGCUCGCCGCUGAGAGACGGCAGCUUGAAGCCACAGCUGAAAAUGCCGCAGUUGAAAAGGAUGGGGUCGGAGCUACCAAUGGCCAACAUUUAGCAGAACUUCUGCUCCGUUUGGCUGAAAGAAGUCAUCAGCUACAUGCCCUCUUGCCACCUCCAACGCCGAGCCAGCACCGAAGUGGGACUAGUGGAAGAAAUGGAAGCCGACGAAAGAGCACUAGCUGCGGUGGAGCUGUUGCUUUGGCUAAUUGGACAAGAGCUUCGCCUGAACAGCUUGAACCUCUUUGGACCGAAGAACAGAUUGAUGAACAAAUCGCCCGUGUGCAGGUUCUCCUCGAUCUGCAGCUCUCUCGGCAAAUGUUGCGGGGGGCCGUAUUUGCAGUGGCUGAGGUUCAUCCACUCGAAUAUGUAUACAAAGCCACACAAUGCCGUCUUCAACAACUUCAAGUUGAUUCAACUGAAACGCAAACAAUUUUACAAUAUAUCCACAACUCACUCAUUCGUUGGCGACCCUCCGGAGAUUCGUCGAAAUCCUCUCCGCCUCCCUCGUUUGGGCCAUCGUCGGCCGCAUUUAUACGGGGGCCGUUCACGGUGACUGGUGUCUAUCGCGUUUCACGAGCAGAGGAAGAAAAACAGAUUGUAAGCGAAAGUGCCAGUGGUCUUCCGUCUGGAGUCCGCAACCAUUGGCUGUUGUGGAAACCGGUGGGUGCAGGAGGCCUUUUGGCAGCACUUUAUAGGGGAUUGCAAGCUACCCCCCUCACAGGCGCUUGGAGGGAGUGGCCACAACACUCUCGCGGAAUUACAUUCUACGACAGGUUUGGACAGGGUCUUGCUUUUGCCGAGUCCAAUCCAGGCGGCGCGCGCUUUGCCCUUCUUUGCCAGGUGGCAUUGGGAGAAUGCGUCGAACUACCGUCCGGUGGAGGUCGCGGACCCUCGGGGAGCCAUAGUGCUCGGUUGCCUGGUCGAUGGACCCCUGACCCCCGAGCCCACAUAUCGUGGCAGAGUUGGACUGUACCUUUGGGUGAAACCACACUUACUCAGGUUGCGCCCACAAGUGCUGGUUGUCACUCGAAUUCGGCUCACCUAGCCCGCGAGGUUAACGAAUUUGUGGUAUAUAAACCGCAACAGGUUUGCAUGAGAUAUCUUGUCGAAUAUCAUUAAGCAGCAAAUAGUCCUAGCCGUAAGCGAAAUCGGUAGCCUACCAGUCGAUGUAAAUUGACCGCAACAGCAACAAUGAACCCCACAGCUGGCGGCUAUGAACAUAGGGUGUAUAGCAACUUGUAAGAAUCCGUUUGGAUAUCAAUCAUCAACGUCAAAACAAUCGCUGACAUUAAUGAACAGCACAAGAAAGCAAUCAUUCGUCAAAACCUACAAAGUACCUCUUCUUCGAAGUACGGAUUGCCCAUACAGGCAGGGUAGAGAAGUAUAAUUUAAGUUGUAAAUGAACCUAAAUCGAAGGGAUGUUUAAUCUAGUGCUGCACUAAUAGUCGUCCAAUCAAGGGUAGUUAGCAUGAGCCGAGAUCUAAAAAUAUUUGUAGAUUCUUUGGAAUCUCAUGCCAGUGAUGAGGCGACAGACAGAACUGCUCCUGAAUUCUCUGCAGGUUUGUACUACAAUACAAGCCGAGAGAGGGCGCUAUAAUCGCAAUCCUAAUAAUGGCCCCCCAGUCUUAAAAGCUGAAAGCAUUACUGAAUCGUGGGCAAAAGAAACCUACAAGUUAUCCAUCAGCGUAUACGGUCGUUAAAGCUACCGAAGGUUCGGUACAGUAAUGUUUCGCUCGAAGAGGCAAAAAACUAAUGGUGUCAACUUUGUACAUUCGUUAAGUUCUACUGUUUUCCUACGAAUAUUGUAAUACCGCCGAUUUUAGUACCCAGUUAGUUCUGCCUUCGACACAGAUCAAGCAUGCCUGCUUGAGUAGUAUCAAUCUGUCACCGUCAAGGAGCCUCCAUUAGGAUUAAUUUACCUGAGCACAUAGUUCGCCACAUUUUAUGACUUCUGUGUGGAUAUAAUUGACCACAAAUUUUAUAAACGUCAUCUACAUACACAUUGGAUAGAGUGAUAUAGUUAGUGAAGGACUAAAAAUUGAUGUUAUAUCAUCAGUUCAUUAACAAAAGGAGAAAUAAUAGCCAUUAGCCCUAUUAGAAGACUAGUAGCACACAUAGAGACAAUUUUCCUAGUCUCUAUUAAACUCCCCGCUGGGUUUUUGACAAAAAGAAACGCACAUUUAUGCGCGCAACAUGUGUUUUGUUUUUUGCGUCUGUCAAGAAAGUAGGUCGCAUUUAGCAUUUCUGGACGUUUAUUUUUAAAUCAUUUAUCUGUCCUAUUGCGAAUAUGAGUUAACUAUGGGUAAUCUCUUACAUGUGUAAAACUUGGAAGUGAAGUGACGUAAUACAAAUGAGGAAAGUGUUCAAAGAACUUAAGCCAAUAGUGCGAUUGCCACGACAAAAUUGUGAAAAACAUAGCUUGGUAUUGCAGCUUCUCCUGAUUAAAAGUGGAAUGCGUGUGUGUGUGUGUAUAUAUAUACAGAAGAUAUACAAACAUACAUCUAUACAAGUAUAUAUAUAUAUAUACA